This is a messenger RNA of Fragaria vesca subsp. vesca, 1382 nucleotides long. RefSeq lists its product as uncharacterized. NCBI's taxonomy places the organism in Eukaryota, Viridiplantae, Streptophyta, Magnoliopsida, Rosales, Rosaceae. The coding region runs from base 254 to 1078 and encodes 274 amino acids. The transcript has 4 exons. The record is from RefSeq and is a predicted model, not a curated record.
UCUCAGAAUCAAAAUCUUCAACGUUUCAAACGCCUUGCUCACAAGCAAAGCAAAGGUCGUGUUCUCGUCGUUGCCUCCCCUUAAAGCCACAAGUUAUUCCCAAAACAGAAGAAGAAGCAAAAGUAGCAAAGCACCCAAGAUUUCAGGAGCUUCCUUCACUUUCUGUUCUUUCUUAUGUUAUAACCCGAACUCCGGCUAUAACCUUAUUUAAGCAUUGAAUCCCAGUUUUGUGUAGAAUAUUGUGUACUCUGAGAUGGGUACUCUUACUGCUGCUGCUGCUGCUUCUUUGCUUCCUUCAGAGUUUAAACCUUCACUCUCCUUAUCUGACUCCAAGAGCUCUCUGUUUUUCCAAAGAAGGUUACCCAAGAAGAGGAACCAAGCUUUAGUUCCUGUUGCAAGGCUAUUUGGGCCAGCUAUAUUUGAAUCAUCAAAGCUUAAGGUUCUGUUUUUGGGAGUGGAUGAAAAGAAGCACCCUGGGAAUCUUCCAAGGACUUACACACUUACUCAUAGUGAUGUAACCUCAAAGCUCACUCUGGCCAUCUCCCAGACUAUAGACAACUCUCAGUUGCAAGGGUGGUACAACAAAUUACAAAGAGAUGAGGUUGUGGCAGAGUGGAAGAAAGUAAAGGACAAGAUGUCUCUCCAUGUUCACUGCCAUAUAAGUGGAGGUCAUUUCCUUCUGGAUUUGUUUUCAAGGCUGAGAUACUUCAUCUUCUGCAGAGAGCUUCCUGUUGUAUUGAAGGCCUUCAUUCAUGGGGAUGGCAACCUGUUCAACAGUUAUCCAGAACUGGAGGAGGCUCUGGUCUGGGUUUACUUUCACUCCAACAUUCCAGAAUUCAACAAGGUUGAAUGUUGGGGCCCACUGAGGGAUGCAUCAUCACCAUCUAAUAGGACAAACCAGAAGGCAGCUUCCUCAAGCAAGCAGGAGGACUUUGUACCAGAGCCAUGCCAAGAAGACUGUAGCUGUUGCUUCCCACCCCUGAGUUCCAUCCCAUGGCCCAAAGAGCUUAACCAGCCAAAUGAAACUGGGUUUGGGGCCCAGCAGAGCUAUCAGGGCCAAAUCAGAGAACCAAACUAGAAAUUUUAUUGGUUAGUGAUUGCUUAGUGUAAGAUGUACAUAGAAACCUACAUAUUUGUCCCAUUUGGGUUUUCAUAGACUUUGUUAGGCAAUUCAAAUAGGUUAUGGUGAUGCAUAUGUAUUCCAGACCAGUCCCUUCCAAAAGGUAAAUGCUUGUGUCCAACUCCAACUGGUUCAAGUUGGACAAAUGAUUGUAAGACUUGAAUAAAAUUGGUCAUUAUCAUAUUUUUUUUAUUUCUUUUUCUCCUAUAGUAUGUAAGGUGUCAAUGUGUUGUGUAUAUUUGUUUAUAUUUAAAUUUUUACU